This is a messenger RNA of Capsicum annuum, 1023 nucleotides long. RefSeq names its product histone H3.2. Gene Ontology annotation, cellular component: nucleosome. The coding region runs from base 496 to 906 and encodes 136 amino acids. The transcript has a single exon. The record is from RefSeq and is a predicted model, not a curated record. Gene Ontology annotation, molecular function: DNA binding; protein heterodimerization activity; structural constituent of chromatin. Lineage: Eukaryota; Viridiplantae; Streptophyta; Magnoliopsida; Solanales; Solanaceae.
UGACUAAAAUGAUUUUAGUUAUGGUUUUAACCACUAAUCGAUCCAUGAACACCUCUAUUUAUGACUAAACACAACUCUAAUUUUAAAAAAUAAUCAUAUUUAUAGGCAAAUGAGGCCUUAAUUUUCUAACAGUAGCAAAAUUACGGUCGAAAGAGAAUUGAUAAAAAUAAAAUUAUGUCAAUUGCAAAGUAACGUCAAAGAAAAGCGCUGAAUCCACAUGGCAGAUACGCAAAAAGAAAACAACAGCAGUACGUGGCAGAUACGCAUUCGUCAAUUUGACAGCACUAAGAUCGCCAUCCGAGCAAAUCACCUCUGUCCAAUCUCCACCGUUAAAUACAAAAGCUCAAUCAACGACGCCAAAACAAUUUCAAAAUCUUUCCCCCAAAUUUACAACCUUCGCGCCCCUCUAUCUCUCUAUAUAAAUCCCCCAUCACCCAUUUCUCAAAUUCACUACAAUUCCACAACUCAAUUUUAUCGCACUACAUAUUCAGCAAAAUGGCUCGUACUAAGCAAACAGCUCGCAAAUCCACUGGUGGAAAGGCUCCAAGGAAGCAGCUAGCCACCAAAGCUGCAAGAAAAUCUGCUCCAGCAACCGGAGGAGUGAAGAAGCCUCACCGUUUCCGCCCAGGAACUGUGGCUUUGAGGGAAAUCAGGAAGUAUCAGAAAUCAACAGAGUUGUUGAUCAGGAAGCUGCCGUUUCAGAGACUUGUGAGGGAAAUUGCACAGGAUUUCAAAACGGAUCUGAGGUUUCAGAGUAGUGCUGUUGCUGCUCUACAAGAGGCUGCUGAGGCAUACCUUGUUGGUUUGUUUGAAGAUACUAAUCUUUGUGCUAUUCAUGCUAAGAGAGUUACGAUUAUGCCUAAGGAUAUUCAACUUGCUAGGAGGAUUCGUGCUGAAAGAGCUUAAGACGAAGUUUUUAGGGUUUAUGUCUAAUGUAGCUGAUUUGAGUUGUAGUAUGUGUAAACUGUUGGUUUACUUGUAUUCUGGAAUCUGAUUAAUGGAAUUUGUACUUUGUUUGUUCAA